UGCUACUGAUUGCAGAGAUGGCCAACUCCUCUGAGAACGGAACAGGCGACCACCUCUAUGCCUACGACUAUGAAUCCGAGUACGGGUAUUUCUCGUCUGAUUAUACCUGGCCGUGUUCAGACGGGUUCCCGUAUCUAUGCCCUGUAUCCAUCUCUGCAAUCUGCAUUGCAGUGAUAGGAAUUCUGGGUAAUUUGGCCGUAAUCGUGUCGCUGAUUAGAGGAAAGCUGUACAAGAAGACAUCCCAUAUGUCUAUCCUGGUCCUAGCGAUCACAGACAUCAUGUGUCUGGUCGUAUUCACCAUACGGGAGUUUAUCUACUUCCCUAACGAGUUCUACUUCAUGAAGAAAGGAGUUUUUUCGGCGGAAUUAUGUGUGAUCAUUUUUGUCCUGAAUAACACUCCCUACCUGAGCUCCUGUUGGAACAUCAUGUAUUUGGCCUACGAGAGGUAUGUGUUGGUCACCAAUCCGUUUGUUUAUAUGGAUAAACAUACACCGAGAACCGUGGUCAUCCGGGCGGUUAUAACUUUCGUCAUUGUGGCCAUCGUCAACCUGGCGUACGCCAUCAUCAUGACGGACCUCUCUCGAUGCCCAGAUUUCAUCUUAAUUCCGACAUAUUACGGGUUUAUAACGGUCCCCAUCAUUGGGAUCUCGUUCAUUACUUUGAUAUUUUUCCAUUGCUCUAAAGUAUACAAGUUAAAGAAACUGUCUACCGUUGAGGGCAGACAUACAAAGAGCACCAAACAGUUCCCGCACAUGACCAAGAUCGUCUACAUCAUUGUCAUUACGUUCAUUCUGUCACAGAUCCCUUACCUUAUCUUUGACGUGGUAUCUAUUUUCGAAUCGUUUGAUAACAAUAUCUGGCCGAUGGAAUACUAUGACGUCAUUCUCAAUAUCGGCAUCGUUGCAUUUCUUGUAAACUAUGCCAGUAACCCGUUCAUUUACUGGAUAACACCGCUCAGCUGCGCAUGCAAACGCAGCUCAACCAAAAAUCCGCCACAAUCCAGUAUGAAUACAAAAAGCGAGACAGUUCCUUAGACACCAAUGUUGUUCAUACUACCUUUUGGAACAGCGAACUUGACUCAGACGGUACUAAUGUUGUGUAAACAAAAAAAAAAUUGAAUAUUAUGUACGGUAUUGUUUUUGUUCUCACUGUAGAACACAAGAUGGAAAGCUUUGAUAAUUGUUAUAAUGUCAUACGUAGAGUAUUUUAUGUGCGUCCUAUUAUGUUAUAGUUGUAUGUCUUAUGUAAUUUUCUCAUUUUUUCUGAUGUAUCAAUCUAGGUUCAGAUGUUCCUUAUUGCAAGCUCUACAUAAUAGGCACAAAACUAUGACUUGUAAAAGAAAUUUAUUGACCUAUAGUAACUAAAAAUUAAAUAAAGAUAAUGAUGAUAUACACAAGUAUAUACAAUCAAAUGAUAAAAAAGUACAGUAUCAGUUUCCUUGCGGUAAUCUAAGAGAGGUUCAAAUACAAUGAAUUUCUACAAUGUAACUAUAUUUACUUUUAUAUACUUAUUCUAAAAAAAAAAGAAGAAAAAAUUCAUGUAAAACAAAACUGACACUUCAUUGAAUGUUAUACUUUUGGAGGGGUGGGAUGGUAUAGUCUGUUGUAAUUUGGCACUCAACCUACUCACUCAUCAACAGUUUUUGAACUGCCACUCGACACGCCCACGCUAGCACGCGCACCUGUGUUCAGUAACUUUUAUAAAUGUAUUUAUUAAAAAAAAAAAAAACAUUUUUUUUUUAUUGAAACGAGUUUGAUUAAUUGAUAUAAUUGUGAUCAUUUGUUGUGCCAUGUUGAUAGUAAUGUCUUUUCAAAAACUAAAACGGAGUAAAUAGAAUUGGGAUGGCAUGAUUGGACUUUUAACGAUGUGACAGAAGAAUGAUUUUCUUAAUUUGUUCUAUUCAAAACGAUCCCAGAAAGGUUUUUCCUAUUAGAAUGAAAACGAUUGGUGAUAUAGAAUAAGUAUGUUGAGUCAAUAGACAAUCACCAAAACAUAAUGGUAAUUUUCAGUGAAGAAUUUUAAGGAUAUGAUAUAUAAAUAUAUAUUAUUCAUCCAACAUUAUGGUAGUUUUGCGGUGUUAAAAAAGCACAUCAAAUUCUUCUUCUUUUUUGUAAUUAUGUUUUGUGGAUACAGAGCAAGUGUUUGCCAUCAAAUAUAUUCAUUGUUUACAAUUUACUAUAAUUAAUUGUCUCGUGCUUAGAAUUAUUAAA
Magallana angulata is the source of this 2210-nucleotide messenger RNA. Its product is annotated as adrenocorticotropic hormone receptor-like. The coding region runs from base 18 to 1034 and encodes 338 amino acids. The transcript has a single exon. The record is from RefSeq and is a predicted model, not a curated record. NCBI's taxonomy places the organism in Eukaryota, Metazoa, Mollusca, Bivalvia, Ostreida, Ostreidae. Gene Ontology annotation, cellular component: membrane. Gene Ontology annotation, biological process: neuropeptide signaling pathway. Gene Ontology annotation, molecular function: G protein-coupled peptide receptor activity.